AUGGCGGACAACACCCCGGCGGCUGUGCCGGAAAUCUCGACUCGAGAUCAAACAACGGCGUCAUUGAGCGAUCAGAGCGACUUCUCCACCGGUCUGAGCGUUGAUGACGAUGCCGAUUCUGCUCUCGGAGACGUGGACGCCCCACCAUCGACGCAAUCGCUAAGAUCAAGCAUCUACGAGUACGUCGAGGAGCACGGGCGGACCUUCCACAGGUACAAGCAAGGGCGGUACUGGAUGCCCAACGACGCGGUCGAGCAGGAGCGCCUGGACCUGCAGCACGCCGUGUUCACGAUGCGGCUCGGCGGCGAGCUCGGGCUCGCGCCCAUCUCGGACCCGCAGUCGGUGCUGGACCUCGGCACGGGCACGGGCAUCUGGGCCAUCGAGUGCGCCCUCAAGUACCCCUCUGCCCGCGUCGUCGGCACCGACCUCAGCCCCAUCCAGCCCGAGUACGUGCCGCCCAACUGCAGCUUCGAGGUCGACGACGCCGAGGACGAGUGGGUGUACGGCGGCGGCACCGGCGACGGCGGGGGCGGCCGGUUCGACUACGUCCACCUGCGCAUGAUGUUCCACUGCUUCAGCGACCACAGGCGCGUCAUGCGGUCGGCGCUGGCGCACCUCCGGCCGGGCGGCUACAUGGAGUGGCAGGACUGGUCGUGCGUGCUGCGGUGCGCCGACGGGACGAUGAGCGGCACGGCGCUGGAGCGGUGGUCGCGCCUGUACGUGGAGGCGGGCGGGCGCCUGGGGCGCGACAUGCUGGCGCCGCACAAGUACAAGGGGUGGAUGUCCGGCGCGGGCUUCGUCGACGUCGUCGAGCGCCGCCUCGCCGUCCCCGGGAACCCCUGGGCCAAGGGCCGCGAGAACAAGCGCCUGGGCAGCCUGCAGAUGAGCAACUUCCUCGACGGCCUGCACGCCGCGUCCAUGACGCUGUUCACCAGGGGCCUGGGCAUGACUCCCGAGGAGGUGGAGCUGUUGCUUGUCGACUGCCGGAAGGCUAUCAAGGACACGGGCAUCCAUUUUUACUGGCUCACAUACGUGGUGUACGGUCGUAGGCCUCGAGAGGAUGAGUUGCCAUUGGCAGAAUAG
Molecule: messenger RNA, 1083 nt
Organism: Phialemonium atrogriseum
Lineage: Eukaryota; Fungi; Ascomycota; Sordariomycetes; Cephalothecales; Cephalothecaceae
Product: S-adenosyl-L-methionine-dependent methyltransferase
Exons: 4
Coding region: 1-1083 (360 amino acids)
Molecular function (GO): methyltransferase activity
Source: RefSeq, a predicted model, not a curated record